GUCAGUGCUGAGUGUAUUAGACAGAAAGGGGGCUGUACUGUAAAAAUGGCUCCUCUAGCAGCAGUUUCUUCUGGAGUACCACUGAAGAAGUCUGCUCAUAGUGGUGUCUGCUGGCAGCUUAGGGGCUUUUUCAGGAAAGUAUGGCAGGACAAGUACGUGGUUCUCUUCAGUCCCCAGUAUACCAUUCUAAUAGCAGUAGUCUUGUGGCUUGCUGAGGUGGCUGUCAAUGUUUGGGUUAUUCAGCGAGUAGCAUAUACUGAAAUUGACUGGAAGGCCUAUAUGGAUGAAGUGGAAGGGGUCGUGAAUGGGACAUUUGAUUAUAUGGAGCUCAAGGGAGAUACAGGCCCACUGGUAUAUCCAGCUGGAUUUGUUUACAUUUUCAUGGUUCUUUACUUCAUCACUGGCUAUGGUGCCAAUGUCCAACUUGCACAAUACAUCUUUGCUGCUAUCUACCUCAUUACACUAUUGCUUGUCUUCCGGAUUUAUGAUCGCACACAGAAGGUCCCGCCAUAUGUGUUCUUCUUCAUGUGUUGUGCAUCUUAUCGGAUUCAUUCCAUAUUUAUCCUCCGCCUGUUCAAUGAUCCUGUUGCCAUGGCGAUUCUUUAUGGAGCUGUAAAUCUGUUUUUAGACAACCACUGGUCUCUGGGCUGUUUCUUCUUUAGUUUAGCAGUUGCUGUGAAGAUGAACAUAUUGCUGUUUGCACCAGGCCUCCUUUUUCUUCUCCUCUGGGAGUUUGGAUUGAUGAAGACAAUUCCUAAGCUUACAAUCUGUGCAGUUGUGCAGCUAAUUUUAGGCUUACCAUUCUUGCUGAGCAACCCUGCAGGCUACAUCACAAGAGCAUUUGACCUUGGACGCCAAUUUCUCUUCAAGUGGACAGUGAAUUGGAGAUUUCUGCCUGAGGAGAUCUUCCUGAAUCGCAAUUUUCAUGUGUCUCUGCUUGUGGCGCAUCUUGUUGUCCUCUUACUCUUUGCAGUGUACCGUUGGAACAAGUCUCAGCAGAGUAUCUUGUCUUUGUUGAAGGAUCCAUCUCAAAGAAAGGAGCCUACCCAGAAGCUGACAGACAAUCAGAUUAUUUCUGUCCUUUUCACAUCAAACUUCAUUGGGGUUGCCUUUAGCCGCUCCUUGCACUAUCAGUUCUAUGUUUGGUACUUUCACACUUUGCCGUACCUUCUGUGGAGCACAAAAGUGAAGAAACUGGCUCAUCUACUCAAGGUUCUCAUUCUUGGUCUGGUAGAGCUUUCAUGGAACACCUAUCCAUCCACGGUUUACAGUUCGAUCUCACUGCAUGUGUGCCACCUGAUUAUUUUGAUGCAUCUAUGGUACACAUGCUCCUUUUCUUCAGAGACUGAUGCCGAGUUCAAAACCAAAGAAGUGCAGAGAAAGAAGAAAAAAUAGUUAAGAAGCAGUUGGAAAUAGCAGUGGACUAGCCCAAAUAAACACUCAGGAUGUUUUUGAAACAAAACUGUAAUAAAAAAAAAAGUAUGUAUAAAAUGGAGAGCAAGCUGGACUGUUAUUGAGACUCAUGAAAUAGAAAAGAGGAAAAAUAUAAACUUUUGCUUUUUUAAUAUGCACAUUAUGUGAUUUUUUUUUUUUUUUACGUCAGCACACUAGAUGUUUCAGAAGUUUGGGUGCAGUGCACAAAAAAAAAAAAAAAAUACUGACCAGAAAGGAAAAAGUCGAAAGUGGGAAAGUUGACCUUGGUACUUAAUAAAGCAAUUAUUUAUA
Messenger RNA from Protopterus annectens (West African lungfish), 1725 nucleotides. It is a transcript of the gene ALG3, whose product is annotated as ALG3 alpha-1,3- mannosyltransferase. Gene Ontology annotation, cellular component: endoplasmic reticulum. Gene Ontology annotation, molecular function: dol-P-Man:Man(5)GlcNAc(2)-PP-Dol alpha-1,3-mannosyltransferase activity. The record is from RefSeq and is a predicted model, not a curated record. The transcript has 9 exons. Lineage: Eukaryota; Metazoa; Chordata; Ceratodontiformes; Protopteridae. Bases 46 to 1395 code for a protein of 449 amino acids.